ACUGUGUUGAUCGUGCAAUAAGUUAUUUCCUUCAAAAAAUUAUAAAAGAAACUAUGUGAACUCUUGUUGCUUUAAGUAAAUUAAGUGUCUGUGGCACACAUUUAACACUCAGCGUGAACUGAAAAUGCAACUGAGAUGGUGUAUUAUUGAUUUUUUGCUUAGGAACUGCUUAGUAUUGUGAUUUGUGGCUUCAAUUUAUUUAAAGUGCAAUAAUCAAAGACGAUAAUAAUGAAGACGAAGCUGACGUCGGUAACGUACCUCGGCUAUACGGCUAUGGACCGCCGCUUCUCCAACUCCAUGUUGCCCUGGCUGCUCCGGGAGAUUCGGGCUACAGGGGUCAGGGAUAAGCUGAGUCUGGCGGUGGAGGAGAGCUGUCUCAAGGCGUACAACGGCAACUUCGAGCCUGUCAUCAUACACCGCCUGGUAGAUAUACUGAGGGCCAGUCAAGUUCCAGGCCGGCCUGAGGAGUUGUUCUACAUCCUAAUAAAUGAGAAGGAGGGCCUCCUGCAGUGCUAUCUCUUCAGAGCAAACACUGUUCUUGAGGUGACAGACCUGUUCAGCCAGAUGCGGGAGCCGUCCCCGGGGGCCGCCAGCCCCAGGGGGUCGACGGGCUCGCUGAGCAGCGGCGCCGUGACCCGCAACAUCGGCUUCCAACAGACCAACGGUUCCGACCAACUACCCUGGACCAGCCCCGCCAUAUCACUACCUGGCAACUGUAAUUCUAACUUAACAAACGACUCAUCAGGAUUAGUCCGGAGUGUCAGUAACGCUUCUGCUCUCACUUCCUUAUGCGCUGAUCUCUCACCAUCUGACUCACAUUUCUUUGAGGUUCUUUAUAUCGGCAAAGUAAGAAUAUCACAGAGGAAAGUUCCGGAAACUCUGAUAGAUGACGCCCUUCACAAGUUUGCUCAACACGAGGCGGAGAAAAUCAAGAACCAGAGGCGGCACAGUCUUAUAUCUUCUACCGGUACUUCACUCUACAGCAAUUCAUCAGAAAACUUAAAAGACGAUACGAAAUCUGAUGCAGUCAGUGAAAAUGUACAUAACAGGAAUAGUAAUCUGAUCACGAGCACAACACCGCUCGAACCUGACAAAAACCAUGCUUGGAAAAGCGUCGAAAAUAUACAACAGACUAAACAACUCGUUAAAAGCGAAAGCAACGAAGUAGACAAAGAAUUCGAUACGUUUAGUAAGGAAAGGGUUGAGAAAAAUACUCAAAUACGAAAAACUAGUCAAACGCCUUUGGAACCAACCGUGUUGGUACUAAACGUACCCACAAAUUUGGGUACAGUGACAGAAGACGAGGAAAAGACUGAAGAAAUACAAUCAGUGAUAUCCGAAACUGCGUCAUCGAUAACGCAAUUUUGUCAAACGAAUUUUAUAAAUUCAAAUACGGAUACACUUGACAAUGUUGUCAGAGACACUAAUCCGUUUCGCAAAGAGAUCUGUGAAGGAACCGAUGAUACAAAAAGUAUAGACGUAAAAGAUCCUUUACUCAACAUACCAAUAAAAAAUGCUACACCUGUGAUUAAAAAUGAUAUAGAUACCAAAUCUAAAGACAACAUUUCAGGCAGUCCAACAUCAGACGAUUCUAAAACCCAAAAACCUUUACAAUUGAAACUUGAAAGGAAUAAUGAUAAGAUCGGAGCAAUGCCGGAGAACAAACAGUUUCUAAGAGACAGAUCUGCUUCCAUAGGAACAUUGAAUUUGAAGACACCUCUAGCUCAUUUAAUUGGAGAACAAAACAGAACUAUGCUUUUCCAGGUGGGCAGGUCUGAGCUGCGGCUGAUCAGUCCGGACCGCAAGCAGGUGCUGCUGCAGCGCGCGUUCGCGCACGUGGCCAGCUGCGUGCUGGGCCGCGCCAGCACCGACCACUUCGGCUUCGUGUGUCGCGACGCCGGCGACACCUUCGCCUGCUACGUCUUCAAGUGCGAGAGCGACUCCAUCGCCACCGAAGUUGUCAAUGCAAUAAGACAGGCGUUCGUGGCGCACGCGGAGCUGCUGAAGAAGUCUCGGGAGAAGUCGUCCAACAUGACGUGCGAGCAUUGCCCGCUGCUGUGGUACCACCGCCUCUGUCAUGACAUCGAAGGCAUGAACGAGAAGAAGACGCACGCGUUCAUCUUGCGGCGCAUCGAGCAGCUGCCGGAGGAGGAGCAGGAGCUGAUCGUCACCAAGUACCAGGGCGGCACCAACCACAUGUACGAGGUGAGCGAGCACAACGGCUUCCUGAUGAUGUUGUUGCGCGCGCACUGCGAGGCCAAGCAGCAGCGCCAUGUGCACGACACCGCAGAGAACAGAUCGGAGUUCCUCAACCAGUACUUGGGCGGCAGCACGAUAUUCAUGAAGGCCAAGCGCUCCCUCUCCAGCGGCUUCGACCACUUGCUGAAGAGGAAGGCGAGCAGAGACGACAGCAGCCUGGUGGUCGCGCCGACUAAGAAGGAAGCGGUGCUGGAGACGAGUUCGGAGGCUGGGGGCGGUGAUCUGCAGCCGCCAGACCUCAGGGCCAAGUCUUUGUCGCCCGCCGUACACACCGCUGACAGAGAUCCAACGGGAUCUCCCGUGAUUCCUCCACCACUGGAGGAGGAACCGGAGGAGUUGAGGGAUGACACCACGCCUGUCAACUCCCCCAUGAUGGAUAUCUUCCUCAAAGUGAGCGAUUCGCGACCAGCUAACACGGAGCCCGGCAGCGAGUCUGAUGCCACGUGGCGACAGGCCAUCUACGAGAAGGCCACGCAGGCACAUGACACACAUGAAGAUGAGCUGACACCAGGCGCGCUGCUGGGGCGUGCAGGGGGCGCGGGGCGCCCGGGUCGACGGCGCAGUCGCGACCAGCUGCGCCAGCUGUGGCGCAUGGCCAUCGACCAGACCAUACUGCUCGUGCGCAUGGAGAAGGAGAACGCCAGGCUCAAAGAGAGCGAGGAGUCGUCGGCAGUGCGCCGCAUCAAGCUGGAGUACGCGGAGCUGGGUGCGAGCGACGGCGGCGUGGUGCAGAUGUGGGACUCUCUGCUGGCGCGCGACCGCUCGCAGCCCGCGCCGCGCGUCGACAGGCACAUGCUCACGCAGGCCGUGCGCAGAGGAGUGCCGCGGGUGUCGCGGGGCGCGGUGUGGUACUUCCUGGCGGAGCAGGCCAGUCUGCGUCUGCCGCCGGCGGACGUGCGCGCCUGUCCGCGCUACCACACGCCGUACCGCGCACUGCUCGCCUCGCUCACCAAGCACCAGCACGCCAUACUCAUCGACCUCGGUCGCACGUUCCCUAAGCACGGGUACUUCGCGGCGGCGCUGGGUCCGGGCCAGCUGGCACUUUACAACAUUCUGAAGGCGUACUCGCUGCUCGAUCCCGAGGUCGGCUACUGCCAGGGCCUCAGCUUCGUCGCCGGCGUGCUGCUGCUGCACAUGGAGGAGGCGGAGGCGUUCGCGCUGCUGCGACACCUGAUGUUCCGGCGCGGGCUGCGCAAGCAGUACCUGCCCGACAUGAGCGCGCUGCAGGUCCAGCUGUACCAGCUGUCGCGGCUGGUGCGCGACGAGGAGCCGGAGCUGUGGGCGCGGCUGGCGGCGCUGGACGUGGCGCCCGCGCUCUACGCCGCGCCCUGGAUGCUCACCCUCUUCACCAGCCAGUUCCCGCUCGGCUUCGUCGUCAGGGUCUUCGAUCUGAUCUUCCUGGAGUCUCUGGACGUGGUGUUCUCUGUGUCGCUGGCGCUGCUGUGGGCGCACCGCGACGGCCUGCUGAUGUGCACCAGCUGCGAGGAGGCCGCCGAGUAUCUCAAACACAAGCUGCCCGACAUGGACAACAACAUCUACGAAAAGGUCAUGAAGAAGGUGGCGAGCCUGGACAUCGGCCGGCAGCUGAGCGAGUACGCGGUGGAGUACGCCGUGCUCAGUGAGGAGAUGCCUCGCCUUGCCGCCCUCUCCAGCGACAACCAGCGCCUCGCCGCAGACAACCAGCGCAUGACCAGCGAGCUGGACUCGGCGAUGGACGCCAUCGACAACUAUCAGAAGACGCAGGCGCGGCUCGAGCAGCAGAACAAGGCGCUGGAGCAGCAGUUGGCCCUGCUGAGUCGGCACCUGGCCGUGCAGCGUGACCUGCCGCCCGACGUGCGCCGCGUCAUCCAGCCCUACGCCAAGAAGCUCUCCUUCGGCUCCAAGAUAUUCUCCAACAAGUUCGCCAGCGAGGAGGACGACGACCCCAAGAGGAAUUUCAAAACGGGCGCCAGCGCACCCAACCUCUUCUCCAAGACAUCCAAGGAGGAGGUGAUGAACGCAGUGAACAGGGAAAGUAAUAAAUCUUCCCCCGACGCCGACAGGAGACACUUUAUGAUGAAGAAAUCUCAGUCCAUACACUCGGGCCUGAUCGCGCCCAAAAACUACGCGAUGAAGGUCCUGGACGAGAAGCCGGAGACGCAGCAGCAGUUCCGCUCGGAGCACUUGUCCGAGUCUCUGCGGGAGCUCGGCAGGAAGAGCUCAGGUUUCUUCGCCAACACGCACGAGCAGAUCCGGCAGGAGCGGUUGUUCGAGCAGCAGCUGAAGCACGACUUCGACGAGAACCUGAAGAAGCCGGACCGCAAGCUGACGCCGACUUCGUACCUCGACGACCUCAACAUAUUCCAGAGCAGGAAGAGUAUGUCGUUGAAUUUGAUACCCAACACGAAGACGCAGGAGUCGAAAAACGACAGCGGGUUCGUGACGCCGCUGAGCCCGGGCGAGGCGGAGAGGAAGGAGGAGGUGUCCUCUAUCAUCUCCCACCCGCUCAGCGACUGCGACGUCGACAUCAAGUUCGACGGUCAGUCCACCAAGCUGAAGCAGAUCCGUCCUCUGCGUCCUCACAACCGCGCACUCUAGGACAUAAUUACCCUGCCGGUACACCAAGAGAAGACAGAUUGUGAGAAAGAAAUGAACUUCAACAUAAAAUAUCCGCUAGAUUAUAGACAUAAGUAUUGCUGAAGAUGCAAGAUCUGAAAACUAUUCAACAUCAAUGUUAUAUGUUUUGUUUAGUGAAAUAAAAUAUAAUAAGGUUAAUAGAGCUUAAAGUAGUAACGUUUACAAUAAACUCGACCUGUUUAAUUCGCCUACACAUUGUAAAACUAUCUUACAUAUGUAGGAUGUGCUCAAAUAUUCGAAACUUCAUAACCUUGUACUGCCGGAAAGCUUCCAAUUUUGAUUAGAAAAUAUACGAAUAAAACAUAGCAUUAGUGAUAUAAUAUAGAAAAAAUUAAAAAUGUCUUAGCUGAAGCAAAAUACCAAAGAGUUUACGAAAGCCAUGAAUAUUGUGCAAGUUAGAGUUAUUUAGAGAUGAUAUUAUGAGCUUAGCAAAUAUAGCUUGUAUAGUUCGCCUUAAUGUUACACGAUUGUGUGAAAUAAUUUAGAAUAUAG
Messenger RNA from Papilio machaon (common yellow swallowtail), 5367 nucleotides. RefSeq names its product TBC1 domain family member 1 (gene plx). NCBI's taxonomy places the organism in Eukaryota, Metazoa, Arthropoda, Insecta, Lepidoptera, Papilionidae. The transcript has 25 exons. The record is from RefSeq and is a predicted model, not a curated record. Bases 229 to 4836 code for a protein of 1535 amino acids.